Solanum verrucosum is the source of this 1111-nucleotide messenger RNA. RefSeq lists its product as uncharacterized. The record is from RefSeq and is a predicted model, not a curated record. Gene Ontology annotation, biological process: defense response. NCBI's taxonomy places the organism in Eukaryota, Viridiplantae, Streptophyta, Magnoliopsida, Solanales, Solanaceae. The transcript has a single exon. The coding region runs from base 11 to 1111 and encodes 366 amino acids.
UGAUGGCAGCAUGGUAGAAGAAAUUAUGGACCAAACACCAACUCCUUCAUCAACCAUAACUGCAGAUUCCUCCCUCUCAUCUCAACCUCAUUCCCCGCAUCUCCCUUCUGCUUCCCCAAACAACAACAAUCAUAUUCUCGAAAUCACCCUCAUUUCUGCUCAAGAUCUAUCUCCAGUCUGUAAAUCCCUUCGUACCUACGCGUUAACUUGGGUCAAUCCCAAUCGUAAACGCACCACCCGUGUUGACAAUCAUGGUCACAAUAACCCCAAUUGGAAUGAUAAGUUCUCUUUUCGUGUAGACGAUGAAUUCCUCAGCUCCGAUUCAUCAGCUAUCCAUGUUGAAAUUUAUACUGUUUCAUGGUUUCGUGAUAUUCUUGUAGGUACCGUAAAAGUUAUUAUCAACAAUCUCGUAAAUCCUUUUGAAAACACCAGCAAUCAGAGUAAGAAAUUUGUAGCUCUUCAAAUUCGUCGACCUUCUGGUAAUCCACAAGGGAUACUCAAUAUGGGUGUUGCCCUAAUUGACAAAUCGAAACGGAGUAUGCCGUUAUUCAGUGAAAUUACACCAUUGUCGUUGGAUCAUAGAGAUAUUUUAGACAGGAAAAUAAAUGAUAUCAAUGCUCAAGAUGAAAUGAUCAAUAAUAACCACAAUCAUACCGAUGAGAAAUUGCAAAUUACCAACAAAAUUCAAAUGUGGCAGCAAUCACAUAACGUAGCUUAUUCCGAGAUCAACAAUAAUGGAGAAUUUCCAAAUCAAGCAGGGUCAAUAAUAAACGGGUCAGAACUGUGCUCUGACAUUGGUCCAUCUGCUUCUAUUGUGGCAGCGGAGACAGCAGCAAAGAAAUUGCAGCCAUCAAAUAGGGAAAAUGAAGACGGAGAGAGUUCUAUAUUGGAGGAGUUGACAGCAGAGGAAGCAUAUGGUAAAGGAUUAGAGGAAACGAAACGAGCAAAAGAGGGACACACACGAAGGAAUACAGACGGAGGAUUGUAUUCAUGUUUUGGAAAUGCAUAUUGUUUCGAGUUCACAAUUGUUUGUGGAGCGGGUAACAAUCAAGGGAAUCGUAGAGUUAAUAGUAGUACUGGCAAGAGCAGAAUGAAAACAAAUUCUGCUUAA